ACAGGUUAUUAUAUGAAAAAAUAAAAAGAAAUUUAAAAAUUCAUGGUUUGAUUCCUUGGUUUGUACCAAACUGUUACAAAGGUAAUCAAUGAGCAGUUCAUUUCGUUUUCUAGACAUAAUCAAACAAUCAGGCCAAAUUAAAGGAAUUCCUUUCCUUUCUCCUUCAUUCCCUUUAUGCAUUCCAUUCCGAUUCCUCUGUACGAACCAAACGACCCCUAAAACUUAACCAUCUAGAAAUGAGCCCGAGUUCGAAUUAACCUAAAGUGCGAACCGGAAUGGUACCAAAAAAAACAUAAGAGUACAAAAAAAUAAAUAAAAGGGAUUAAUUCCUCUUCAAAGAGAGAAAAAAAAAACGUCAAAUUUACUCGAAACAACCCGAUUUUCGUUGAUAAACACCGCCUAGUGUAGUCAGGGGUCACCUUAACCGCCUCAUCGUAAACGUAAAAAAUCCGGCGACUUCUCACCGGAGCCCUAGAAAAUUUAUCAAUUCAAUAUCACCCCAAAUCAAAGACUAGGAGAGAGAAAUUGAAAAAUGGGGAAGAAGCAGCAUAGCAAAGAUCGUAUGUACAUUACCAAGACAGAGUGGGCUACUGAAUGGGGAGGUGCCAAGUCCAAAGAUCUUCGUACUCCCUUCAAACGUCUUCCUUUCUAUUGCUGCGCUCUCACAUUUACGCCUUUUGAGAUUCCAACUUGCACUCAGGAUGGCUGCGUUUUUGAAACAAUGCAUAUAAUCCCAUAUAUUAGGAAGUAUGGGAAAAACCCAGUUACUGGAGCUCCACUUAAGCUUGCGGAUCUUAUUCCUCUUGCAUUCCACAAGAAUUCUGAAGGAGAAUUUCAUUGUCCAGUUUUGAACAAGGUUUUCACUGAAUUCACUCACAUAGUUGCUGUGAAGACCACUGGAAAUGUGUUCUGUUAUGAGGCAAUCAAAGAGUUGAAUAUUAAAACAAAGAAUUGGAAGGAGCUGCUAACAGAUGAACCAUUUACCAGAGAUGAUCUCAUAACGAUCCAGAAUCCUAAUGAACUUGAUACCAAAAAAGCUCUAGCUGAAUUUGACCAUGUCAAAAAAGGCUUGAAAAUUGAUGAUGAAGAACUGAAAAAAAUGGAAUCGGAUUCAACAUAUAACAUUAAUGUUAGUGGGGACAUCAAGCAAAUGCUUGCAGAACUUGGAACUGAGAAAGGAAAACAAACAGCAUUGCUUGGAGGAGGCGGAAGCAAGGCACAACAAGAAAGAGCUGCAGCACUCGCUGCUAUUUUAGAUGCAAGAUCACGUAUUGUAGAUGAUUCUAAAUCUAAUGGAAAGACUGAAAACAGACAGGGGUUUAGUGUUGUAGAUGCUGCAUCUGCUUCAGUACACGGAAGAAGUGCUGCUGCUGCAAAAGCUGGCUCAGCUGAUAAAACUGCUGCUCGUAUAGCUUCCCACAUGGCUGGUGAGAGAGCUCCUGUGAAUGCAAAGCUGGUGAAGAGCCGUUACACAACUGGUGCUGCUUCAAGAUCCUUCACGUCGACUUCUUUUGAUCCUGUCACCAAAAAUGAAUAUGAAUACAUCAAAGUUGAGAAAAAUCCCAAGAAAAAAGGAUACAUACAACUGCAUACAUCUCAUGGUGAUUUGAAUAUUGAGUUGCAUUGUGAUAUUGCUCCUAGGACAUGUGAAAAUUUCAUCACUCUUUGUGAGAAAGGAUACUACAAUGGGGUAAUCUUUCACAGAAAUAUAAGGAAUUUUAUGAUUCAAGGAGGUGAUCCAACUGGUACGGGAAAAGGGGGUGAAUCGAUUUGGGGUAAGCCUUUCAAGGAUGAAGUGAACUCAAAGCUGCUUCACUCUGGAAGAGGUGUUGUUAGUAUGGCAAAUAGUGGACCUCACACAAAUGGUUCUCAAUUUUUCAUCAUGUACAAAUCUGCAAAGCAUCUAGACUACAAGCACACUGUAUUUGGAAUGGUAGUUGGUGGCAUGACAACACUUACAACUUUGGAAAAAGUUCCUGUGGAUGAUGCAGAUCGACCUCUGGAAGAGAUUAAAAUAAAUAGGGUAAGUAUUUUUGUCAACCCUUAUGCUGAACCUGAUGAAGAGGAUGAAGAGAAAACCAAAGAAAAUAAGGCUGAGGAUGAAGAAAAUGAAAAGGUGGGAUCCUGGUACAGCAACCCAGGCACUGGUGCAACAGAUUCUGUUGCUCUUGGUGGCGGUGUUGGGAGAUACCUUAAAUCAAAAACUGCCCCAGUCGAACCAGUUAUUGCUGACAUUAGUAUUCCAGCUGCUGGUACUAAGAAAAGGAAAGCAGGCCAAGUAGGUGACUUCAAAGAUUUUUCUGCCUGGUAAAUUAUUUUUACUCUUAUGUCUGUAAUUGUAGUUAUGUAGACCUAUUUGUAACAUACAAACACUUUUAGCAGAAAGAAAAUCACCAAACACAAACAGUUUACUAAUGAUACUUAGGUUGACAUUUUGAUUUGUAUAACCUUAUUCAUGAAAUUAAGCCGCAAUUUGUUGUUUUCUGAUAAGUGGUAGCUAGAAAAGAUUCUGUUCGAUCUAAAAAUUUGUAUGAUCACGAAGACUUUUAGAAA
Messenger RNA from Chenopodium quinoa (quinoa), 2553 nucleotides. Its product is annotated as peptidyl-prolyl cis-trans isomerase CYP65-like. The record is from RefSeq and is a predicted model, not a curated record. Lineage: Eukaryota; Viridiplantae; Streptophyta; Magnoliopsida; Caryophyllales; Amaranthaceae. Gene Ontology annotation, molecular function: ubiquitin-ubiquitin ligase activity; peptidyl-prolyl cis-trans isomerase activity. The coding region runs from base 533 to 2311 and encodes 592 amino acids. Gene Ontology annotation, biological process: protein peptidyl-prolyl isomerization; protein folding; protein polyubiquitination. Gene Ontology annotation, cellular component: catalytic step 2 spliceosome. The transcript has 11 exons.